Octopus bimaculoides (California two-spot octopus) is the source of this 1693-nucleotide messenger RNA. RefSeq lists its product as uncharacterized. The record is from RefSeq and is a predicted model, not a curated record. Lineage: Eukaryota; Metazoa; Mollusca; Cephalopoda; Octopoda; Octopodidae.
AUUGAGCCAGCAACCUGCUAUAGUAGCUGAUCUCUCAUCUGACCACAGUUUCGGCGAAAGUCAAACCUGUAUUUCAACAAUGAACCGUCUUAUGAACAAAUUCCGUCAUCAUUUCGGCAGAAAAUACAGAGGAAUCAUGGAACCAAUGAGCGUGAUGUCCAUGGAUUUUCAAGGCAGAUACAUGGAUUCUUAUGGAAGAAUGGUAGAUCCCAGAUUCUAUGAAUUCUAUGGUAGAUAUUCUGACAAUGAUAGAUACUAUGGUAAAUCUAUGUACAACUAUUACGGUUUCUAUGAUAACGAUAGGUUCCAUAGAUAUGGUAAUUUCAUGGACUUCCCAGAGAGGUUUAUGGAUAUGUCCAGUUAUCAGAUGGACAUGUAUGGAAGAUGGAUGGACAUGCACGGACACCACUCCAGUCCCUACUGGUAUAUGUUCAACUCUUCAAGACAUGGCCACUACCCUGGCUACCGCUAUGGUCGUAACUGGUUCUAUCCUGAGAGAUUCAUGGACAUGUCCCACUAUCAAAUGGACAUGUAUGGCCGAUACAUGGACAGAUAUGGACGUCAGUGCAACCCUUAUUACAACUAUUACAGGCGUUAUAUGUAUUAUCCAUACAUGAAUUUCUACUAUAUGCACUAUCCCGAGAGAUUCAUGGAUAUGUCCGGCUAUCAGAUGGACAUGUAUGGCCGCUGGAUGGAUAUGUAUGGUCGUCAUUCAACUCCUUUCUACACCAACUAUGGCAGAUACUACCAUAACUAUCCUUAUUAUAACUAUAGCUGGGGCCAAAGAUAUUACAACUACCCAGAGAGAUACUUUGAUAUGACAAACUAUCAAAUGGAUUUUGAUGGCCGCUGGAUGGAUAUGUAUAGCCGUCAUUGCACACCCUUCUACAGCUAUCAUGGCAGAUAUCACCACUACUACCCUUAUCAUAGCUACAGCUGGGGCCAAAGAUUCUACAAUAACCCAGAGAGAUGGUAUGAUAUGGAUUAUGAAUUCCAUUCAAUGUCUCCCUAUAAUUACCACAGCAGGUACCACUACUUCAAUUACAGUCCUUACUUCUCUGGAGGCCAUAGAUGGUUUGAUAUGUCCAAUUAUCAAAUGGAUUUUGGAGGUCAGUGGAUGGAUAUGAAUGGUCGUUACAUGAACCACUUUGACCACUGGAAUGAAUACUUCUUCUAAGCAUCGAGAUUUUAAGAAAAGUUAACUGGCUACACUGUUGAAAUUGAAUGAGAAUCGAAAGAAGCGUAAUUAUAUUAUGUUUUUGAAAAUGAAUUGUUUUAUUGUUAGUGAAUUCAGUCCCAUAUCAACUGAAAUUUCCUGUGUUCAAAUUAAUAAAAUUAACUUUUAUUAAUUAUGUUCUAUGUAAAAUCUAUGUAAAGAAAUAGAACAACAAUUGGGUCCUAAUGGACUCGAACUUUCCAAUACUAGAUGUUCCAACUGUGUAUUGAUCGAAAUUCUAUAAAUAUUACAAUGCCCGAAAACCGUAUGAGAAGAUAUUGUAAGUGGAAAAAUAUAAUAUUUUAGAUUAAUUUAUUUACAAUAUUUAUUCUCUGAAAUAAAUGCGAAAAGCCAGGUUUGGGAGUGCAACAGUAUGUAUUGUAUUUGCUAGGAAUUUCAAAUUGAUAUGUUAAAACUUGAAUUUAUACUCUUUUAUAAUUAGAAAAUGUGAUUAAAGAAUUGGCUUAUUUCACUUCA